Molecule: messenger RNA, 1350 nt
Organism: Tyto alba (common barn owl)
Lineage: Eukaryota; Metazoa; Chordata; Aves; Strigiformes; Tytonidae
Gene: MAK16
Product: MAK16 homolog
Exons: 10
Coding region: 66-938 (290 amino acids)
Biological process (GO): maturation of 5.8S rRNA; maturation of LSU-rRNA
Cellular component (GO): preribosome, large subunit precursor; nucleolus
Source: RefSeq, a predicted model, not a curated record
CUCGCGAGACUUGGCGACGCUCCUUCCCGCUCCCCUUUCCGGCGAUGGCGGCGCGCUAGGCCACGAUGCACUCCGACGACGUUGUGUGGGACACGCUGGGCAACAGGCAGUUCUGCUCCUACAAGAUAACGACAAAAACCCAGAAUUUUUGCCGCAAUGAGUAUAACCUGACGGGCCUGUGCAACCGUUCCUCCUGCCCGCUGGCAAACAGCCAGUACGCGACCAUCAGGGAGGAGAAAGGGCGGUGUUACCUGUACAUGAAGACGAUAGAGCGGGCGGCUUUUCCCCGUCGGCUCUGGGAGCGGGUCCUGCUAAGCAAGAACUAUGAGAAAGCACUGGAAGAGAUCGACGAGAACCUCAUCUACUGGCCGCGGUUCAUCCGACACAAAUGCAAGCAGCGCUUUACUAAGAUCACGCAGUACCUGAUCCGCAUCCGGAAGCUGACGCUCAAGCGACAGAGGAAGCUCGUUCCUUUACGCCGCAAGAUUGAAAGGCGAGAGAAGAGAAGAGAGGAGAAAGCCCUGAUUGCCGCUCAGCUGGAUAACGCCAUUGAGAAGGAAUUACUGGAAAGGCUGAAGCAGGAUACGUAUGGAGACAUUUACAACUUCCCCAUUCACGCCUUUGACAAAGCUCUGCAACAGCAAGAUGCAGAAAGCGAGAGCGAGUCCGAUGCAGAGAAGGAAGAAGAAGAUGACGAGGACAUGGAUAAAAGAGAGUUUGUGGAAGCAGAUGACAGUGACUUCAGUGACUUUGAGGACAUGGAUAAGUUGGAGACAAGUAGUGAAGAGGAGGAGGAAGAAGAAGUAGAGAAGAAAGCUGCUCUCUCCAAAUCUAAAGGGAAAACUCCCCUGAAAGGACCAGCCAGAAGAAAACGUCCCUAUAUUGAAAUAGAGUAUGAAGAAGAGACAGAGCCAACCACCAAAACAAAAGCAACCUAACUCCUUCCUGAACCUGCGUUUUGUACCGAAUGACAGGACUCCAGCUCUGUCACCAGAACUCCUUCCAGCUUUCGCCGCUCUGUGAAGGACCCUCAAAAAUUACUCUGUUUUCAGUAUUCUAAUUAAUAAUUUUCAACCCCAGGCAAUUGCAGCACGUUUGUACAACUCCUGCAUGAAGCACAGUUAGGAGGAAGACAACUCCUGCCUUGUCUGCAGCCACACAAGGCUCAGCUCGGACUGUGCUCCUGGAAGGAGCCUGGACUGGGGGCACUGCUGCUUUGUUCUAAAGCUGGAAAAGCCCACACGUGGCUAGGCGAGCACACAAGUGGAUCUUGUUUGGGGGAGGUACAGGGCUAACAGGGGUGGGAUGAGACAGACAGUAAUUUUAAAUAAAUAAAACAAUUUUACUGUA